GGAGCUAUUGAGGAAGUGAUUCAGUAUCUUCUGAUGGAUUCGGCUUCCGUAGAUCAGGAAGUGAAUAAGACGAGACUUUGUCGAGCAGAAUACAGAUGUAUCAGCAGGUUCAUGGAGCAUCUCAGACCCACACGUCAGUGCAUGAAGAAACUCAAGACACAGUUUCCACAUCUUUCUCCGUCCACUCUUCUGAGCAUCUUCUCCCAGGAGUACCAGAAGAGAACGAAGCGCAGCAUGGCGAGGCAUCACGCUCCUGACGUCGUGAAGUCAUACUAUCAGUGGUACCGCAGCGAAGCCAAGACACGUCCCGCCGAUCCGCUUCUGCUGGAGCUGGCCAAUGAGGUGGAUAUGUCUCCGGCUCUUCUGGCUCGUAUGAUGGUGGAGUGUUUUAUGGAGGAGAGUGAAGCUUCAGUCCCCUCCAGACACGUCAUCAACAACACGCUGCGAGAGCCGGCUUUAAUUCCAGACCUGCUGCUAGCAAAACAUGUGGAACAGUGCACAGUAAAUGACUGUUGUUACGGGCCGCUGGUGGACUGCAUCAAACACGCUAUCGGUCUAGAGCACGAGGAGAUUCUUCGGGACAAGCUCAGAGAGCAACGGCUGUCGUUUUUAGACGAGAAUCAACUUCGUGCCAAAGGCUACGACAAGACCCCAGACAUUAUUCUGGAGGUGCCCAUCGCUGUUGAAGAUCACAUCGUUCACUGGAUUGAAAGCAAAGCGUCAUUUGGAGAUGAUCACAGUCAUCAGACUUACCUGAACGAACAAUUCUGGAGUUACUGCAACAGGUUUGGUCCGGGUCUGGUCAUCUACUGGUACGGUUUCAUAUCAGAACUGGACUGUCAGCGAGACCGAGGGAUUGUGCUGAAAGACUGCUUUCCAUCUGACAUCACACCCCUGUGCCAGCGCUUCACUUCUCCCUGACGCCCGCUGAGGCUGAUGGGAAGCUUUCACAGUGCCGUCGUGAGUGCUGGAUGACGCUGGGGAUGUGAAUCCGGAAGCAAUUUAGAUUUCCUGCAGCUCGAGUCCAGCGGCAAACAUGUGCUGUGAACUCCUGCUGAACUCCUGAGGGUCACAAUAAUACCCCUGCCCCCCCCAAACCCUGCCCGAGCUCGCUCUUAUAUCUUAUAUCAUAUUCCUGCUUCAUUGUUCUUCAUCGUGUGUUUGAGAAGUGUAUUAAAGUUGACUACGUUGCUUCAAGUUCGCCUCGUGUGUGGGGUUCUAUUUUGGACACAGAAGUUAUUUUCAGUUUUACUUCAGUCAAGCCCCAAACAGGCCAAACAUCACAUUCAGAUUGAGUUUAAGACUGUUGUGUAUUAUGCUGAGUGUCUGCUGUUACAUCGCACUGAAGUGUCUGAUGAUUUGUGAGCUCUAACCCUACAAACAGACCUUCAUACGGAGGAUCUCAGGUCAAGGAGGGGGUCACCGGGGGGCCGAGGUUUCCUCUGUUAGACCCCCACACACCUCACCAGGGCCCCAAACCCAGAACACAAUAAUUCCCGCUGAGACACAUGAACCUCUCUCAAACAGGGCUUUACUGCGGUAAAAACACCAGUACAGAGUUCAGUAGCAGGGUGUCCGCUGUGUCUUAAAAAGUAUUCAAAGUUGACCGAUCAAUCUAAAGGAAAUGAGGCCUUUUAAAAGUAUUAAAAAUCUUAAACGCCAUUUUCCAAGGUAUUUAAUGUUGUGUAUAAUCUUUUCAUAUUUGUCCGGAGAGGUCUUAUGCUAAAGCUUUAUUAAUAGUAAAGCUUAUGCUUUGCCUAAUCCUUGUGUAUGUGAAUAGUGGGCAAUACAUUUACAGCCGGUUGUUAAACAACAUCGUAGAUUAAUAGAGAAAUGCAAGUUUUCAUGCAAAUGUUUGGAGGAUAAAGAGCUGUAACUGUGGCUGAUGGUCGUAUCUGAGAAUAAUCAUGAGGUUUUACUGCUCUGUGUGUCUGAAGGAGAUUAGCGAAGCCUCGUUUCUCCUCCUAAUAAACCUUGCAUUGGGUUAGUCACUCCCCACCCUUCUGAAUGAUGUGGCUUUAAUAAGGAGUUAUCACAAACUAACACUGUUUAGCUCUGUUGUCUUACAAUCACUGUAUAGUAAAUGUAAGUUAAAGUGUCGAUAAUGACUGAUUAAAAGUUCUUAAAUUGUAUGAAUAGAGUCUUUAAAAAUGUGAAUUGAGCUCCAGUAGAUCUCCUGCAGGAGCAGGUCAAACGAGGUGAAGUCUGACCAAGUGCUUUCUCUUCUGAUCUCAUCAUCUGACGCCUCCACUUUUACAAUCGCACAAACUCAUUCAUGUGUAUCAUUACACGGUCAUCUUACAUAAAAUGUUCUCUCUAUGGAUGUGAAUGUAUCUAAAAACUCGACAGGUGGAUGUGAAAGUUUGUGGUGUCAGUAGCAGGAGUUUGAUGUUAAUGGCUCACAUCACAACAGUUCUGCUUCUCCUAAGAAUGAAUCCACUCAACAAGCUUCAUUCGCCAUCACAACAUGAU
This is a messenger RNA of Triplophysa dalaica, 2472 nucleotides long. RefSeq names its product CDAN1 interacting nuclease 1 (gene cdin1). Gene Ontology annotation, biological process: erythrocyte differentiation. Lineage: Eukaryota; Metazoa; Chordata; Actinopteri; Cypriniformes; Nemacheilidae. Bases 34 to 921 code for a protein of 295 amino acids. The transcript is spliced from 13 exons. The record is from RefSeq and is a predicted model, not a curated record. Gene Ontology annotation, cellular component: cytoplasm; nucleus.